CCCAGUUGGAAUCAAAUCCAAGACACACAAGAACACAGUGAAACUAUGAGCGCCGCGGAAGCUGAAACGUUCGCCUUCUCGGCCGAUAUCAACCAGCUGCUGAGUCUGAUCAUUAACACGUUCUACUCGAACAAGGACAUUUUCCUGCGUGAGCUCAUCUCGAACGCCUCGGAUGCCCUCGACAAGAUCCGCUACUCGUCGCUGACCGACGCCAGCGUGCUGGACACGGACAAGAACCUGGAGAUCAAGGUGACCCCGGACAAGGCCAACGGCACGCUGACCAUCCAGGACUCUGGUAUUGGUAUGACGAAGGCUGACCUGAUUAACAACCUGGGUACGAUCGCCAAGUCGGGCACCAAGGCCUUCAUGGAGGCUCUGGCUGCUGGCGCCGACAUCAGUAUGAUUGGUCAGUUCGGUGUGGGUUUCUACUCGGCCUACCUGGUCGCUGACAAGGUCGUGGUGCACUCGAAGCACAACGAUGACGAGCAGUACGUGUGGGAGUCUGCUGCCGGUGGCUCGUUCACUGUCACGCCCGACACGUCGGAGCCCAUCCAGCGCGGUACGCGCAUUGUGCUGAAGCUCAAGGAGGACAUGCUCGAGUACCUUGAGGAGCGCAAGCUUAAGGACCUGGUGAAGAAGCACUCGGAGUUCAUUGGCUUCCCCAUCAAGCUGUACGUCGAGAAGACGGAGGAGAAGGAAGUGACGGACGACGAGGAAGAGGAGGACGAGAAGGAGGGCGAGGACGACAAGCCCAAGGUCGAGGAGGUCGAAGAGGAGGAAGGCGAGAAGAAGAAGAAGACUAAGAAGAUUAAGGAAGUGACCCACGAGUGGGACCACCUCAACAGCCAGAAGCCCAUCUGGAUGCGCAAGCCUGAAGACGUGACCCACGAGGAGUACGCGUCGUUCUACAAGUCGCUGACGAACGACUGGGAGGAGCACGCCGGCGUCAAGCACUUUUCGGUGGAGGGCCAGCUGGAGUUCAAGGCCUGUCUGUUCACCCCCAAGCGCGCGCCGUUCGACAUGUUUGAGGGCGGCGCCAAGAAGAAAGUGAACAACAUCAAGCUGUACGUGCGUCGCGUCUUCAUCAUGGACAACUGCGAGGAGCUCAUGCCCGAGUACCUGUCGUUCGUCAAGGGUGUCGUCGACUCGGAGGACUUGCCGCUUAACAUCUCGCGUGAGACGCUGCAGCAGAACAAGAUCCUACGUGUGAUCAAGAAGAACCUGGUCAAGAAGUGCCUCGAGAUGUUCGCCGAACUGGCUGAGGACAACGAGAAGUACAACAAGUUCUACGAGUCGUUCAGCAAGAACCUCAAGCUGGGCAUCCACGAGGACUCGACCAACCGCACCAAGAUCGCCAAGCUGCUGCGUUACCACUCCACCAAGUCUGGCGAGGAAGUGACGUCGCUGGAUGACUACAUCUCGCGUAUGCCUGAGAGCCAGCCCGGUAUCUACUACGUGACUGGCGAGAGCAAGAAGUCGGUGGAGAACUCGCCAUUCAUUGAGAAGCUCAAGAAGAAGGGCUACGAGGUGCUGUUCAUGGUGGAGGCCAUUGACGAGUACGCUGUGCAGCAGCUCAAGGAGUACGAGGGCAAGAAGCUCAUCUGCGCCACCAAGGAGGGCCUCAAGAUGGAGGAGACGGAGGACGAGAAGAAGUCGUUCGAGGAGGCCAAGGCUGCCACUGAAGGACUGUGCAAGCUCAUGAAGGAGGUGCUGGACGACAAGGUGGAGAAGGUGGAGAUCUCGAACCGUAUUGUGGAGUCGCCCUGUGUGCUUGUUACCGGCGAGUACGGCUGGUCGGCCAACAUGGAGCGCAUCAUGAAGGCGCAGGCUCUGCGUGACAGCAGCACGUCGGCCUACAUGUCGUCCAAGAAGACGAUGGAGAUCAACCCGCUGCACCCUAUUAUCAAGUCGCUGCGCGAGAAGGCGGAGGCUGACAAGAGCGACAAGACGGUCAAGGACCUCAUCUGGCUGCUGUACGACACGUCGCUGCUGACCUCGGGCUUCAGCCUGGAUGAGCCCACUACGUUCGCUAACCGUAUCCACCGUCUUAUCAAGCUUGGUCUGAGCAUUGACGACGAUGAUGAUGCCGCUGACGAGUCGAUGGAAGACCUGCCCCCUCUUGAGGGCGAGGACGAGGAGGAGAGCACGAUGGAGGAGGUCGACUAAGCGCGUUCUGUCGCACUGUAGUCAUUUGGGCGUGUUGCCCUGCAUUUUUUGGUGGUGAGGUUUAGUUAGAUCUUCGUAUUUGAAGGUUACAUAUAUUUACGAUUCGCCUACCCUAAAUCGUUUGAUUUUCUCAA
Messenger RNA from Phytophthora infestans T30-4, 2300 nucleotides. Its product is annotated as heat shock protein 90. Gene Ontology annotation, cellular component: perinuclear region of cytoplasm; cytosol; plasma membrane. NCBI's taxonomy places the organism in Eukaryota, Oomycota, Peronosporomycetes, Peronosporales, Peronosporaceae. The transcript has a single exon. The record is from RefSeq and is a predicted model, not a curated record. Gene Ontology annotation, molecular function: ATP-dependent protein folding chaperone; ATP hydrolysis activity; ATP binding. Bases 46 to 2166 code for a protein of 706 amino acids. Gene Ontology annotation, biological process: protein folding; cellular response to heat; protein stabilization.